Messenger RNA from Colletotrichum paranaense, 135 nucleotides. RefSeq lists its product as uncharacterized. Bases 1 to 135 code for a protein of 44 amino acids. The record is from RefSeq and is a predicted model, not a curated record. NCBI's taxonomy places the organism in Eukaryota, Fungi, Ascomycota, Sordariomycetes, Glomerellales, Glomerellaceae. The transcript has a single exon.
AUGGGUCUGCAAUUCUCCGGGUCGCUGACGGCCAACGGCGUGGUGGCAGCCAGGUCCAAUGGCCGGCAUGCUUCAUAUGGCGCGCGCUCUGGGAUCUGGCGAGAUCUGGUUGCUGGGCCAUGUGGCUGGAAAUAG